GCUUGGGUGUAUACGGUCAAAGUGGCUUCUUGGUAUUGAUGCUGAGCUGCCUGGAGAUGGAGCUUAUCCGACGGCGUAUCAGAAGUGUAACAUAUGACGCCAACAGGGUACGCAGUUGCUCAGCCACAAGUCAAGCCACAUGCCUACCCGGCACCAUCUCCAAAGGUUUAGCUUCAACUCUCGAGGCUCGCGAGCUGUGGGUGAUGCUUCAAUACUGCAUCAUCACAGCGCUUCGCAAGAAUGAGGCUCUGUACAAUUUGCCGACUCCCUGUUCGGAGGGCAUUAACUCAAGCGCGCUAUCUGUCCACCGAGACUCCUCCCCCAGCAGAAAUCCUUGCGAAACCGACAUGGUCCGUACGGUCGCUUCUAUCGUCGCCCUCCAACGACACCGCGAAAGAUGAGAAGAUCACACCGAAACAACUACACCACCUCCUGAAGCUGUCGGCGCUCCCUCUCCCCAAGACUCCAGAAGAAGAACACUCCAUGAUUGCGACCCUUCAAAGUCAACUGCACUUUGUACGCGCAGUCCAGCGCGUCGACACGAAAGGCGUGGAACCCUUACACGCUAUUCGCGACGAGACAGACCAGGGCACGCAAGAGGAGACUAUCACAUUGGACAAGAUGAAAGGGCUGCUGGAGGAAGAGGUGCAAGUCGGGUACUACAAAAGACCAAAGAGGGUGAAAGCCAAGGUCGAAAGCGAAGCAGAAGACUGGGACGCGCUGGCCACCGCGUCCCGAAAGAAAGGUCGAUUCUUCGUAGUCCAGGGGAAGGGGAAGAAAGCAGGCGAGGCUGCGUAGAAGUGUAUAACCCAAAUGAUACCCCCACCCGCUCAUAAAUCAAUCUACAGACGCUGC
Emericellopsis atlantica is the source of this 855-nucleotide messenger RNA. RefSeq lists its product as uncharacterized. Gene Ontology annotation, biological process: glutaminyl-tRNAGln biosynthesis via transamidation; regulation of translational fidelity. Lineage: Eukaryota; Fungi; Ascomycota; Sordariomycetes; Hypocreales; Bionectriaceae. The record is from RefSeq and is a predicted model, not a curated record. Gene Ontology annotation, molecular function: glutaminyl-tRNA synthase (glutamine-hydrolyzing) activity. Bases 241 to 798 code for a protein of 185 amino acids. The transcript has a single exon.